AUGAUGACUUGUAUCAUCCUCCACAACAUGAUUGUGGAAGAUGAGUAUGAUUACGAUGCUGAUGAAGUGUAUGAACCAGAUCCCAUGAACAUGGCCUUAACACGAAUUUAUGAAAAACCUAUGGGGCCAAAUGGAGAACCAGUGCAGCAUGAUCCGUUAGUUAGAGACGGUAGUUUCAUGCAUCGGAUGAUUGAGCGCUACACGGAGAUGCAAUCGUCAUAUAUUCAUGAACACCGUCAAAUGGACUUGAUGGAGCAUUUGUGGGCGGUGAAAGGCAAUAAAGGACAAUAA
This is a messenger RNA of Prunus armeniaca (apricot), 291 nucleotides long. Lineage: Eukaryota; Viridiplantae; Streptophyta; Magnoliopsida; Rosales; Rosaceae. The record is from the annotation of a GenBank genome assembly.